Penicillium antarcticum is the source of this 1008-nucleotide messenger RNA. RefSeq lists its product as uncharacterized. Bases 1 to 1008 code for a protein of 335 amino acids. NCBI's taxonomy places the organism in Eukaryota, Fungi, Ascomycota, Eurotiomycetes, Eurotiales, Aspergillaceae. The record is from RefSeq and is a predicted model, not a curated record. The transcript has 4 exons.
AUGCAACUUCCAUUUGAAUGCCAACCUGGUCUUUUAGCUGUCAAUGAUGGUCCUCUAAAGGAUGUCAAGUCUCUUCGCCAGUCACAACCAACCGAGCCUCUAGAGGUCUUGCGGCAACGCUAUGAAGAAGAUGGAUAUCUCUUCCUCAAGGGCUUGAUCCCACGCGCCGAUGUGUUAAAGGCGCGGCAUGAGUACUUUCAUAUGAUGUUACCAACCGGGGUUUUGGAAGAAGGGACUCAGCCCGUACAGGGGAUCUUCAAUCCCUCCAAGUCCCCCGAGGAGUUUCCUGGUAUUGGUGCCGGUGGAGCAGGCAAGAAUGGACGCCCGGGAGGAGAGAGAGCCACUCAGUUUGUGGAUCUUGCCAUAGAAGCCCAUUAUCGUCAAUGGUAUGCGGAGGACUUUUGUCGACACCCGGCAUUGAUGCAAUUUAUUGCUCGAUUCACAGGCUGGCAAUCGAAUACAUUGGGUCUUCGCAGGUCGCUUUUGCGAAAUAAUAUCCCUGGUACGAAGCCUCUUGGAGUUCAUUACGAUCAGAUCUUUCUCCGUCACGGAGAACCAACUAGUGUGACUGCAUGGGUACCUAUUGGUGAUAUCAAAGUAAGCGGCGGAGGUCUCAUUUAUUUGGAGAAUGGCGAUCCCGUCGGCAUCCAGUGCGAAGAAGAUUUCAAGAAGAAGGCUAAAGCUGCUGGAUUUACGGAGCAGGAGGCUAAAAAUGCAUUCAACAAUCACAUGAUGGCCACUGGAUUACUUUCAGAGCUGCCUCUGGACUUUGCACGUGUGCAUCAGCAAUCCUGGCUGGUAACCGAGUACGAAGCUGGUGAUGUUGUUUUGCAUAAGCCACAUGCCAUUCAUGCUUCUACAAUCAACAAUGACCCUGACCGUGUCAUUCGUUUAGCAACUGAUUUGAGGUUUGUCGAUUCUUCAAAGCCAUUUGAUACGUGCGAAUCUCCGGGGUCUGACACACAGCAGAGAUGGAACAAGUUCUAUGAAGUAGGAGACGGUGUGUAA